Molecule: messenger RNA, 2691 nt
Organism: Penicillium expansum
Lineage: Eukaryota; Fungi; Ascomycota; Eurotiomycetes; Eurotiales; Aspergillaceae
Product: putative C6 transcription factor (War1)
Exons: 3
Coding region: 1-2691 (896 amino acids)
Biological process (GO): regulation of DNA-templated transcription; DNA-templated transcription
Cellular component (GO): nucleus
Molecular function (GO): zinc ion binding; transcription cis-regulatory region binding; DNA-binding transcription factor activity, RNA polymerase II-specific
Source: RefSeq, a predicted model, not a curated record
AUGGAAAUCGACCCGCAGCUGCAACACACCCGAGACGGGGACCCUCAACGGCGCUUUUACAUGCCGACCCGACCGACAAUGAGCACAGGCCCAGAAUACCCGGAGCCACCCUCCCAUGCACCCCUAAACCCCUAUCAAAGCCGGGACAUACAUGGUGAUGGGCACAGCCACGGAGUUGGACACGGGGAGACGCACCCGUCAUUUGGGAUGGGUCCAGACGCCAAUCAAUCCCCCGAGCCGCACGAUGCCACAGGCGACGCCAAGCGGUCGCGGGCGUGCGAGCCCUGCCGACAGCUGAAAGUGCGCUGCGACCCAGACCCGUCGCACCCGGAAGGGUCAUGCAAGCGGUGCGCGAAAGCGCGGCGGACGUGUGUUGUGACUGCGCCGACGCGCAAGCGGCAGAAAAAGACCGACAGCCGGGUGGCGGAGUUGGAGCGGAAGAUUGAUGCUCUGACGGCGACUCUACAGGCUUCGAAUUCGACUAGUGCGCUGUUCUCCGGUGGAGCAGGGCAUCAAUCGUCGCCGCCUGGGCAGCGGGAUGAGCAGCUGGCUGGCCGGAGGUGGUUGGGUGGGGAGUCGAAGAUAGCGGGGAGCAAGCGAGAGCAUACUGGCGAAGUUAAGGAUUGCUCUGGUGGGUUGCUGGCGCCGCGGUAUUCGCGGCCGGGUAGUCCGUCUGCGGAGCAGAUUCCUAGCCAUUCGUCGAGGCAUUGGCGUAGACCUGUUGGUGCUGAUUCUGUGCCACCGCCGCCGCCGAAACCUGAGGCUGGGAAUGAGUUUGCUGAUAUGAUCGAUCGGGGGAUUAUAGAUUACAAAACUGCUAGCUCGGCGUUUGAGCGGUAUAUCCACCAAAUGGCACCAGAAAUGCCUUUUGUUGUUUUCCCGCCGGGGACUACGAUGGGCGAGGUUCGGCGCAAUAAACCAUAUUUGUUCCUUUCGAUCAUCGCCGCUGCCGUUGGUGUUUUCAAUCACGAUGCACAGCCGAUCCUUGUGAAUGAGACAUAUCGUCUGAUCGCCGAGCAGGUUGUUGUUAAAGGCCAAAAGUCGCUUGAGCUGGUUCAGACUAUAAUGAUCUGUUCUAUCUGGUAUCUGCCACCAGAUAACUUCGACGAGAUUAAGUUCUAUUCCAUGACCCACAUGGCUGCGGUUAUGGCAAUGGAACUUGGAUUGAACCGUCCCAUUUCCGGAAGUAGACGGAGCUUCAAUAUGAUCCGCGAGCUGAUCAUGAAAAAGCCGACGGGUCCGGCAUUUGAUCCAGAUGGACCGGAGGCAAGGCGGACUUGGGUUGGCUGUUAUUACUUACCUGUUCAGAUGUCGGCGGCUUUGAGGAGACCACACUUGGUCACCUGGCAGCCGUAUAUGGACGAGUGCCUUGAGAUUCUAGAAACACACCCUGAUGCCCUACCCUCCGACCGGAAUUUGAAAUGGUGGGCAAAGCUGGGAUCGAUAAUGGAAGAUGCUGGACAUCGCUUUUGUGCGGAAGAUCCUGGGUCCAUUACUACCUUCGCCGACAGUAAGGCGUGGUAUAAUAUAAAAUUGUUUGAGGAUCGAUUGGCACAGUGGAGAGAAGAGGUCCCGCGGGAUCUUUACCUCGGGCCAAUGGUUCACACAGAGCAUGUCCUGAAUCUUUUCGUGCAUGAACCUGCAAUGAGUGUAGACUACAACACUGGCAACAACUCCCCACCUCAGGAUGAUUUGCACAAGUCAUCAAUUACGGCGGUCGUCGAUGCGUUGACCACGGCCAUCCGCUGCAUUCACGAGAGUUUGGAUAUCAUCUGCGCCAUUGAUGUUGAUCGACUCAUAUGCUUGCCUACUACGUCAUUAGCACGUACAACAUACCCCGUGGUCAGCUUGAUCAAAAUAUACUCACUGUUCAUGUCGCCGGACAGUCGAAUCGGACAGAUUCUCGACGUGCAGAGUCUCAAACUCGAUUAUUAUCUGGACAAAGUCAUAGCACAUUACCGUGCCGCCGCUGCGCGUGAUGGUGGGCGCGGAGCAGCGAAAUUUGGAAACAUAAUGGUUUUGUUGCGCAAUUGGUUCAUCAAAAAGCGCGACCAGGGAGAUCAUGGCCGGGAAUUGAAAGAGGUCUUUUCACAUGAUCAGAACCCAUCUGACCGCCGGCAGACACGUCGGAGCCAUGAUACCCCGACCGCGACAUCUUCCAAUCCAAGAACGCAGAUAGCACCGGGCAUGACACCCCUACAUUUCCUCAGCGAAGUAGCGAUGGGCGACCCAGCGCACCGAGCAAACACUCCCAACUCCCAACGCGCAAUAGCCGGACAAUCCUAUUCCUCAAACCAGAGUGCAAGCUCAACAGUCAAUCCAAUGGCAACACCAAGCUCAUCCAGUUUCGGGCCAGAGGCACCCCAAACCAGCUGGUCAUCUGGGGCAUCAUACCCAACCAAUCUCUCGAGCUCGGACUCGAACCCGCUCGAGACGAGGGGUUACUACCAAUCUUAUCCAUCCACUGGACUCACACAGAGCUACCCAGAUCUACCGUCGAGCGCCCAAACCCAGGGAUACCCGGAUAUGUCCACUGUGGCUGGGAUGCAGCUUGCUCCUCCGAUGGGAAUGGCACCUGAGGUAGGUAUGGACCCGAAUUUCGGUGAUCCUUGGUUUAAGUUAGGGGAUAUGAUGGAUGAUGGAUUGAUUACAUUCCCGCUUUCUUUUGAUGGGAAUUUUGGAUUCUUUUAG